Sinocyclocheilus anshuiensis is the source of this 1813-nucleotide messenger RNA. It is a transcript of the gene ddb2, whose product is annotated as damage-specific DNA binding protein 2. The record is from RefSeq and is a predicted model, not a curated record. Bases 168 to 1652 code for a protein of 494 amino acids. Gene Ontology annotation, molecular function: protein binding; damaged DNA binding. Gene Ontology annotation, biological process: response to UV; DNA repair. Gene Ontology annotation, cellular component: nucleus; Cul4-RING E3 ubiquitin ligase complex. The transcript has 11 exons. NCBI's taxonomy places the organism in Eukaryota, Metazoa, Chordata, Actinopteri, Cypriniformes, Cyprinidae.
UUGCGCGUAACGUUACAAAACAUUAGGUUUCUUACGUCACUGAAUGUAGCCUAAAUGCGUGUCUGUGCACGUGUAGCGAUGUUGAUCUGUGACCCGAUUUCCCGAUCUGAUGGUGAAUGUAAUGUAGAUCGUUUUACAUCUGCAGGUAAGAAAAAAGUAGACUUUUAAUGGCGCGAGGAAGGGCUCAGACAGAUUCCUCUGCAUCGAAGCAGACGAAGAAAGUCAAUUCAAAGAAAAGACCGAAUGAAGAACAAACUGAAACACUCUCCAAGAAGCUGAAAGCCAAAAAAGAAGGCAAGGCAGCGAAAAAAACUGAAACCUACAUACAAGCAAGUGUCAAAUGGAUUGGAGCUCAGAAAAGAGUGGGACAAACAAGUAUCCUUCACUACAUUUACAAAAGCUCCUUGGGACAGAGCAUCCAUGCUCAGCUGCGCCAGUGUCUGCAAGAGCCUUUUAUACGCUCACUUAGAGCCUACAAACUUCACCGCACAGCCAGCCCCUUCGAUCGGAGGGUCACUUGUCUGGAAUGGCAUCCCACCCAUCCCACCACUGUUGCAGUGGGCUCCAAGGGUGGAGACAUCAUCCUGUGGGAUUAUGAUAUGCUGAAUAAGAGAACCUUCAUACAGGGGAUGGGUCCUGGAGAUGCAAUAACAGGCAUGAAGUUUAACCAAUUCAAUACCAAUCAGCUGUUCAUCUCAUCUAUUUGGGGUGCUACCACCCUUCGGGAUUUCAGUGGAUCGGUUGUACAAGUCUUUGCCAAAACAGAUUCAUGGGAUUACUGGUACUGCUGUGUGGACGUGUCUGUUAGUCGUCAGAUGCUUGUGACUGGAGACAAUACUGGACGACUACUUCUGUUUGGCCUUGAUGGACAUGAGAUUUUCAAAGAGAAGCUGCACAAAGCCAAAGUGACCCAUGCAGAAUUCAACCCUCGUUGUGAUUGGCUGAUGGCUACAUCCUCUGUUGAUGCUACAGUCAAGUUGUGGGACCUCAGAAAUAUUAAAGACAAAAGCAGUUAUAUCACUGAAUUGCCUCAUGAAAAACCAGUCAAUUCUGCGUACUUUAAUCCAACAGACAGCACCAAGCUCCUGACUACAGACCAGAGGAACCAGAUCAGGGUAUAUUGUUCAUAUGACUGGUCUAAACCUCAUCAAAUAAUUGUUCAUCCUCAUCGACAGUUCCAGCACUUAACACCCAUCAAGGCAACCUGGCAUCCCAUGUAUGACCUCAUCGUGGCUGGCCGUUACCCAGAUGAUCAAGUAUUAAUCAAUGACAAGAGAACUAUUGACAUUUAUGAUGCCAACAGUGGUGGGCUUGUGCAUCAGCUGAGAGACCCCAAUGCUGCUGGUAUCAUAUCUCUCAACAAGUUUAGUCCAGCUGGAGAUGUGCUGGCUUCUGGAAUGGGCUAUAACAUUUUGAUCUGGAACCGAGAGGACACACAGAACAGUGUUAAUGGGAAACAAACAGUGGAGGACAGUGGAGGCAGACCUGGAACCUCCAGAUCCCAGCGUAGCACUCAGCAGCGCACAAAUAGAGAUAGAAGAGCGGCUGCUGAUGAUGCCAAGCUCAAGAAAAAGCUGUCAUCAUCAACAGAGACCAAGUCCAAAACCAAGAGCAAGACAGAUUGCAAGACAUCAAAAGCAAAGAAAAAGUGAGAGAGAAUACACUGAACUUUAAAACUAGAUACUCAGGCUCAGGCUCAUGUCAAUAUAUAAAUCCUGGAACAACAAAAAUUAAAAUACAGACUUGUUUUGUUACCUUUUAUAGGGCCUAAAAUAUGUAUAUUCUGUUCAAAAUAAACUUUUGUACUUUUUUA